Raphanus sativus (radish) is the source of this 2611-nucleotide messenger RNA. Its product is annotated as UDP-N-acetylmuramoyl-L-alanyl-D-glutamate--2,6-diaminopimelate ligase MurE homolog, chloroplastic. Lineage: Eukaryota; Viridiplantae; Streptophyta; Magnoliopsida; Brassicales; Brassicaceae. Gene Ontology annotation, molecular function: ATP binding; acid-amino acid ligase activity. Gene Ontology annotation, biological process: biosynthetic process; regulation of cell shape; cell division. The record is from RefSeq and is a predicted model, not a curated record. Bases 26 to 2329 code for a protein of 767 amino acids. Gene Ontology annotation, cellular component: cytoplasm. The transcript has 5 exons.
UCACACUCACUCUCCUGUCUCUCCAAUGGCCUUCACUUUCUUCUCUCCUCACCCCGUCUUCCUCUCUCUAGGUCGAACCACCUCUUCCUCUUCCUUCUCCUUCAAACCGGCAUACUCACCAUUCUCCCGAAAUCCCCGUCGUCAUCUUCAGCUAGCGGCGGGCCCCACCCGUCGUAGCUCUUACCCGAACCCGGCGGACGACGACCCGCCCGAAGCCCCGGAGGAUUCGAUGCACGGCGUCUCCAAGUUUCAGCAGAUACAGCGCCAAGCCGCCAGAGCGCGGAAGCUGGAGGAAGAAGACUUCGAGAAGAAUCGAAACACGUACCUCUCGGCCAUCGCUGACGUGGAAGACGCGCCCGAGACGGGACGCGAUGACGUGGAAUCCGGAGGCGAUCUGUUCUCGGACAUUGAUAGAGCCAUCUCAAUGAAACGCAGCGAGUUCGUUAAAAAAGGACUGCUCCAACCUAAUCCUCCCAAAACGGCGUCGUCUAAGAAGACAAACGAGGAAGAAGAAGAAGAGGAUGACGUCACCGACGAGCUUGACGAAGAAGAAGCUGUGGAUUUAGACGAGAUCGAUAAACUGACUGGAUUAACCGAAGCUUCCGACGAAGAAGACUGGGUCGACGAGGAAGGGAACCCUAGGAUCAUCAGCAAGAAGAAGGAGCAUCAAUUCGAGUUCGAUUUGGAUGAUUUCGGCGAAUCCAAGGCGAGAAUCGUGGAGCCUAAGUUCAGACUGAGCUUAGCCGAGCUCUUGGACGAGAGCAAAGUGGUGCCGAUCUCAGUCUACGGCGACUUAGACGUCGAGAUCACCGGAAUCCAGCACGAUUCGCGAGGCGUAAGCGCCGGAGAUCUCUUCGUGUGCUGCGACGGAGGAGACGACUCCGUCCUGAGCGAAGCUGACAAGAGAGGAGCGGUGGCGGUUGUGGCUAGCAAAGAGAUCGAUAUUGAAGAUACGUUAGGCUGUAGAGCGCUCGUCAUCGUCGAAGACACCGAAGCAGUCUUGGCUGCGUUAGCUUCUUCGUUUUAUAGGCAUCCGUCGAAGGACAUGGCGGUUAUCGGAGUCACGGGGACUAACGGGAAGACGACCACCACGUAUUUGAUUAAAAGCCUCUAUGAAGCUAUGGGUGUGAGAACAGGAAUGUUCAGCAGUGUUUCUUGUUACGUCCAUGGAGAUAACAAGAUGGAUUCAACGACGACGAGUCCUGAUGCUGUUUUGGUUCAGAGUAUGAUGGCGAAGAUGUUGCAUAAUGGAACCGAAGCUCUGGUUAUGGAAGCUUCUCCUCAAGAACUCGCUUCAGGGAAAUGCGACGAAGUUGAUUUCGACAUUGCGGUCUUCACGAAUUUAGCCAGAGAGGAUAGUGGCUUUCGCGGUACUGAUGAGGAGUAUAGAGAUGCUGAAGCCAAGUUGUUUGCAAGAAUGGUCGACCCGGAAAGACACAGGAAAGUGGUUAACAUUGACGAUCCAAACGCAGCGUUUUUCGUCCAGCAAGGGAACCCUGAUGUUCCUGUUGUGACGUUUGCAAUGGAGAACACGAAAGCGGAUGUUCACCCGUUGAAGUUUGAGCUGUCUUUGUUUGAGACACAGGUUUUGGUCAAUACACCUCAGGGUAUACUGGAAAUUUCGUCUGGUUUGUUAGGACGGCAUAACAUUUAUAACAUUCUUGCUGCUGUUGCUGUCGGGAUAGCUGUCGGAGCUCCUCUUGAGGAUAUUGUUAGAGGUGUUGAGGAAGUCGAUGCUGUCCCGGGGAGGUGUGAGUUGAUUGAUGAGGAACAAGCUUUUGGUGUUAUUGUGGAUCAUGCUAACACACCUGAUGGUUUGUCAAGGCUGCUUGAUUCGGUUCGAGAGCUUAAGCCAAGAAGAAUCAUUACUGUUAUUGGCUGUGCGGGUGAGACUGAGAGAGGGAAACGACCGGUUAUGACGAAAAUCGCAACUGAAAAGAGUGAUGUGACGAUGUUGACAUCUGAUAAUCCGGGGAAUGAAGAUCCAUUGGACAUAUUGGAUGACAUGUUGGCUGGGAUUGGAUGGACGAUGCAAGAGUAUCUGAAACACGGAGAACAUGAUUACUAUCCUCCAUUGGCAAAUGGUCAUAGACUCUUCCUUCACGACAUUAGACGUGUAGCUGUGCGUUGUGCUGUUGCGAUGGGUGAAGAAGGUGACAUGGUUGUGGUAGCAGGGAAAGGCCACGAAGCGUAUCAGCUUGAAGGUGAUAAGAAAGAGUUCUAUGAUGAUCGAGAGGAAUGUCGGGAAGCAUUACAAUACGUUGAUGAGCUUCAUCAAGCUGGAAUAGACACAAGCGAGUUCCCAUGGAGGUUACCAGAGAGUCAUUAAUAUCUCUCUAUGGUGAGAUCAUUAAACCAUGAAUCAGAUUUACUUCCACCGCCAAGAUAGAUUUGCAGAGAGCUCAUGAAUUCUGUACGAGAGACUUGGAGGUGUUUAACAACCCUUUGUGAGUCAUCAGGUAAGUGUAGGGGAGAGAAGAGAUUCUAAAGGUGGAGGAAGAUGUGUACAAAUUUUUGUUAGUGGUUGUUGCGUUUGUCUGUGUUGAGGGUUUAAGAUAUGGCAGGUGUUUUUUUUAAUAAUAAGCCUUCAUUGGCUCGAAAUUAAAUUGGA